Molecule: messenger RNA, 935 nt
Organism: Solanum pennellii
Lineage: Eukaryota; Viridiplantae; Streptophyta; Magnoliopsida; Solanales; Solanaceae
Product: ER membrane protein complex subunit 7 homolog
Exons: 7
Coding region: 38-631 (197 amino acids)
Cellular component (GO): EMC complex
Molecular function (GO): carbohydrate binding
Source: RefSeq, a predicted model, not a curated record
AUUCUUGUUUAGUUUUUUCUUUGGAAUUUUAGUCCUAAUGGCAGUGCGAUCAAUAUUUCUUCUUCAAUGCUUCUUCUUAUGUUCUAUUCUUUCUGGGAAUGUUGAUGGUUAUACUGUUACCGGUCGAGUAAAAAUUCCCAUCUUUAGCUUGAAAGGAUCUGGUUUCUUACCUAAAGCUUCAAAUGUUAAAGUCAUACUCAAUGCUGGCCAAAGAGUUACUUUCUUGAGACCCAAUGGGUAUUUCUCAUUUCAUAAUGUUUCAGCAGGGACACAUCUUAUUGAGGUGUCUGCAAUUGGCUACUUCUUUUCUCCGGUACGAGUUGAUGUCAGUGCCAGAAAUCCAGGUAAGGUUCAAGCAGCAUUAACCGAGAACAGGAGGAGUCUGAUUGAGUUGGUUUUGGAGCCAUUAAGUGAGGAGCAGUAUUACGAGUUAAAGGAACCUUUCUCCAUUAUGUCUCUGGUGAAAAGUCCAAUUGGCCUGAUGUUCGGAUUUAUGCUGUUUGUAAUGUUUGUGAUGCCAAAAUUAGCAGAAAAUGUUGAUCCUGAAGAAAUGAGACGAACACAAGAGGAGAUCUUGAGAAACCAAGGCAGUCUUUCAAGCUUGUUACCUGGGGCUCAAAGUACCAACUAGAGAUAGGAUUUUUUGGCCAUUCUACGAAAAAGCUGAAUUCUUCGUAAACUCAGUUCCAACGAUCCUUAUCAAGGUUUUCUCUUUUAAAGUCAAUGAGUACCAUCAUUAGUUCAUUUAUCACUUGCAAAAAUCUCUCGUCUCGUUUUGGUUAAAGUUCUAGGCCUCUAGUAUCAGUUAGAAUGUUUUAUGCAUCGAUCGUUGUCCUAAGAAUGAUUUCAUACUGAAUUUGCCUGUAUUCGAAUUAGUGUUGCCAUUCUUGAUCACUGUAUACGCUUGUGUUAAUACAAGUUUAUUGGAACCAUCA